Molecule: messenger RNA, 1932 nt
Organism: Metarhizium acridum CQMa 102
Lineage: Eukaryota; Fungi; Ascomycota; Sordariomycetes; Hypocreales; Clavicipitaceae
Source: RefSeq, a predicted model, not a curated record
AUGUGGACAGCUUCCUAUGGAAGCCCGUCUCAUCACAAUCAUAGCACACUCUUACAGGGACUUGUGGCUGUCAAGAGUGGAUGUCAUCUUGGUUCGAUUUUCGUACAUACCACGGGGACCUAUUAUUCUGUUACUUUACGGUUGGUUGCUGCCGUUGUUGACACUGGUAUUGAUUAUACCAACCCGGCUCUCGGAGGCUGCUUCGGCAAAGGCUGCCGAGUUGCUUUCGGUGACAACUUCUCUAAAGAUGGCAAGGAUGACGACCCUAUGGACUGCCAUGGCCACGGUACUGCAGUAGCGGGCAUAGUUGCCGGCGGCGAUUCGAAUUACGUCGGCGUGGCCCCCAAUGCAACUCUGGCAGGCUAUCGGGUGCUCAACUGCUCAGCCCUGAUGGAAGAGGACGAUCUCAUAGCCGGCUGGGUCAAGGCAUAUGAGGACGGCGCGCAGAUUAUUGUGUCGUCUGCUGGCUGGGAGGGCGCGUCCUGGGCUACGCGUCCUGCGGCGGCCGUCGUCUCGCGCAUUGUUGAUAGCGGCGUCCCGUGUAUAGUAGGCCUCGGCAACGACAAUGGUUCUGGCCUCUUCUCUACUUUGAAUCCUUCCAGCGGCCGCGGAGUGACGUCUGUCAAUGCGUUUGCCCGCGCCCCGGGAGCCAUAGAUGGCCACGCCACAGACGCUCCCAUGGCCCGAUUCUCAACAUUCGUCCCGAACUGGGACCUUGAAAUUAAGCCUACUGUGGGAGCACCGGGUGACAAUGUACCGGGAAUUAAGAAGGAUGGCGGGUAUGAGGAUAUCUCGGGAACGUCAUUUGCCGGCCCUCUUGUCGCCGGCAUCCUGGCUCUCGCCGCCGAGGUUCGAGGCCCCUUUGACCCCGUCUUGCUCAACAGUCUUCUCAUGACCACUGCUGUGCCUCAAGGGAACUACGACUCGGUUGCACAGCAAGGUGGCGGCCUGGCCAGAGCAUGGGAUGCCGCUCACGCGACCACACUCGUUGAACCCGCCAGUCUCUCCUUUAACGACACCCAACAUCGCGCACAUUCUCUGAGCCUACGGAUUACCAACACUGCCAAAGUCAACGUUACAUACCGUCUUGAUACUCUCGCGGCCAAAACUAUUUACACACUCGGAACUGGCAGCAACUGGCUAAGCAGGCGCUUUCUCGUCCUCGGUCCCGGCAAAUCGGCCUCGGUCAACAUCUCGGCCACAGAUCACAAGGGCCUUGACCCCAACCGCCUGCCGCAGCAGUGUGUUGACGGUUCCGUACCGUAUCUGGGUGUCUCCGGCUCCUUGAAGGAGCACCAGGUCCUCCCAUCAGACGGAGCCGUGCUUUCAACUCUGUCAGACAGUGGGUUGGACCAGAUGCACGGGUAUGGGCAUUGGUUCGACUAUGGAAUCAAAAACGACAGUUCCGUGAGCAUUAACUUGCCCGUACGCGUUACGCCAGGCCUCGGAACUCGUCUUGUGCGCGCCGAGGUCGUGCCAGUGUCACCACGCAAGUGGUUGGCCGAUCGUCUGGCGGACAAGAACCUUACACUCGACGUCUUUUCUCUCGAUGCUCUCCCUCACUCCCAACCAACACGCAGGACGUGGAGUGGGCGGCUAGGGUCGGGCGAUUAUACCCCCGUGGGCGAAUACAAGCUCGCUGUACGCGCCGUCAGACUCUUUGGAGGUCCCGAGGUGCAAUCCGAUCGGGACCUUUCAGAAACUGUUAAUUUUCAAGUCAACAAGGCCGCCGGCAGGAAAGCCUGCGAAAGAUAUGAGUCCGGCAAGGCCGCUACUCCCGAAGAUGCCUUGUUUGGCAGUCUCGAGGAAUGCCUCCAGAUUCACGUCGACGCUAUGAUAGACGCUCUUUUGGAUUCCUGCACCGCAAGAAAAGGCCUUGAGAGACAGGUGCACCAAUUGCGAGCUCACGGAGAAGUUUUGUGGCACAUAUGA